Fusarium falciforme is the source of this 828-nucleotide messenger RNA. RefSeq lists its product as hypothetical. The coding region runs from base 1 to 828 and encodes 275 amino acids. The transcript is spliced from 2 exons. NCBI's taxonomy places the organism in Eukaryota, Fungi, Ascomycota, Sordariomycetes, Hypocreales, Nectriaceae. The record is from RefSeq and is a predicted model, not a curated record.
AUGGCCAGGCCAUAUGAAAUGGUCGACAUGCUGUACCAACCCCCCAAAGGUAGUGAUUCGCAACGUCUGGAUCAUCACCUCAAUAGGUGGCUGCCCGAAGGCUCCAAGUACUACGGCUACUGGGGCUUUACUAUCUAUCGCACACACUACAGCCCGGAGUCUGAUAAGCAAUGGGAAAUCCUUCUUGAUGCUUUGACGCGCCAAACAAGGCUUGCAUUGGGUUAUUACGACGGCCAAUCAUACGAGCAGGAAGUCAUGGAGCAGAAAGAUCGGAAUGUGCCACCGAUGUAUUAUUGCAAGAGCCAAGAGGAAUUCCAGGAAAACUUGAAGCAACUUAAAGACCGAUUUCGUCUCGAUACCCGCGAAGAUCCAUCGCUUGACGGCCUGGGCGUUCGUGAGCUCCGCGAGGUCUGCCUUCGCGAUAGACCUGAAGCAGAAAGGACCAUGGCGGGAUUCAAGUUCCAAUACGUUCUCCUUGCAGAUAAGGCAGUGUUUGAAGCUAUGGACAAGGGAGAGUUCAUUAUAAAAGCAGUUUCAUAUACCUGGGAGGACGGCUGUUCUGACUGGGGCUGGAUGCGAAUUCCGACUGGUUAUCUGCUUGACCUUUGGCAUAGGCUUAUGUUGAGGGAUGAGAAUGGACCUAGGAUUCUGCCGUUCCGAGGUCCAGAGGAAGCCCUUGAAGAAUAUGUCUGGCCUUCGAGUCUAUUUCUUGAUGGGACGGGUGAUUGCUCUGAGGUUAACGAGAAGCACAUCGAACAGAGCAUUGGAACUUCUAAAUCGUCGACUUUCAAGGGCAUGAAAGGCAUCCGCGGUGGUAACUUGAGAUAG